CUGCCCUUUGCUGUUUUAAAGUUGUCUGUCAUCAGUAGUAUUGACACUGCGCUUCUCGCCUCGGUUGUAUUUUUAUCCGAUUAAGCUAUAUUAUGAAAACACACGUUAGUAAGUUUUUUUUCAGGAGUUUUAGCUGUUAGAUUUGUUACAAUACAUCUGACAGUCAGUAUAUAUUGAUAAAACGAAACAACGCGUGUCGAAAAGCAGUUAUCAAAAGAAAAAUAUAUAUAUAUAUAUAUAAUAACUUAUUUUCUUGCAUUGGACCGAAAAUGUCACACACCUUUGUCAACAAGCCGAGGACUGCGCAAGUAAAAGUACAGACUAGGUUGAAUAGUAACAGUGAAGUUAACAGUACCAAUAGGAGUAGAAAUUGCAGCAAUGCAUCCACUGACGUUUCUAGUUUGGGCACGACAAAUAGAAAAACAACUCUUCCAGCAACAUCAAAACCACAGUCAACAGUUAACCAAAAAGGACAACACGUUCAGAAACUUAACGCGGUGCAGCAGAAGUCAGCAAAUAAAGUUCAAAGUUACGGUGCAUUUACAGUAAUCCCUCCAGACCAAAAGAAAAGGAAUGAGCUUCAAAAAAAAGCAGAAGCUGAGCUGACCGCUUUGGAGGACCUCAAAAAGAGAAGGUCCACAGGCCACGUGUCCAUUACCCCAAGUACUGUAGGGGGCAGUUUAACAAUGGAAGAGGUAAGAAGAAAACAGCAGGAAGAGAUGAAGAUGGCAAAAUCACAGCUGAAAAGUAACAAACCUGGAACUUCAUCUGCUGCUCAAGAAUAAAGCAAAUUGUUUGACUGAUGUCUGAUGUUAUUUUCUAUGAGCGUCUAGAAAAGUGUGUUAAAACCGACUAUUAAAAACAAAACUUGCAUUUGAGUUCCUUAUAUUUGCCAUGAAUGCAUAUGGGACCUGUUGAAUGUGCAAGUGUAUAAAUAAUAAUAAUAAUAAUAAUAAUAAUAAUAAUAAUAAUAAUAAUACAUUAGUGAUAAGUGAUACAAAUUAGUUUAUGAAACUGCAUUUGCUCCUGAUUUUCACGUUUCUUAAAGUAGGUGUUUUAAGAAUACAUAUAAUUAUGUUCUGACAUGUGGAUUAAUUUGUAAUUACAUAUUUAAAAAUAUAAUUUUAAAACUGUAAAAUGCAAUGCAUAUUUGGAUGCACUUUCUUGUAAAACAUUUUAUUGAUCGAUCUGGUCUUGCAUUUGUUUGAUGGGUUUGUGCACCUGCCCCUUUUUGACAUUGGACUCUUGUACAAAUAUACUUGUGUGUUGGUAUUUUUUUCAAAAGAAAUUAAAAAAAAAUUCUGUAUUUUUUUUGCCAUUGUUGGUGACCUUUGACCAAAAAUAGUUGCUUAUGAUAGUCUGUUUGUUAAAUCCCUUUUCUUGCUAAUAAAUAAUUGAUUGUACUAAA
Molecule: messenger RNA, 1408 nt
Organism: Acipenser ruthenus (sterlet)
Lineage: Eukaryota; Metazoa; Chordata; Actinopteri; Acipenseriformes; Acipenseridae
Exons: 5
Coding region: 270-785 (171 amino acids)
Source: RefSeq, a predicted model, not a curated record